Messenger RNA from Betta splendens (Siamese fighting fish), 2281 nucleotides. RefSeq lists its product as uncharacterized. The record is from RefSeq and is a predicted model, not a curated record. Bases 307 to 1296 code for a protein of 329 amino acids. Gene Ontology annotation, biological process: cell surface receptor signaling pathway; positive regulation of T cell proliferation; immune response. NCBI's taxonomy places the organism in Eukaryota, Metazoa, Chordata, Actinopteri, Anabantiformes, Osphronemidae. The transcript is spliced from 3 exons. Gene Ontology annotation, cellular component: external side of plasma membrane.
UAACACCCAGCGAUUAAAGCUUCUGACUGUUUUCCGUGAGUCUUGUUUUUGCCUCAAUGAUUUAGAAGUAUUUGUGACGUGAUCCUUAUAAAGGAUCAUAAAAAUCAGGAAACAACCGUCUUUUAUCAAAGUCACUGACACUGAAGCGCGUUUGAACACGUUUAAAGAUCCCAUUGUUUCAGGUGUUUUUUAUGUCCACAGAGUGUCACUGUUUAUUAAUGUUGAUUUGGGACGUGCCAGUCACGUGUCUAAGGCGCUUUAUAAAAGUGUGUACAGUCACUCGGCGUCGCAGACGCCGCACGCGCCAUGGCCUCCGCUUCGCUCCUCGUCCUCGCAGCGUUUCUCGUGUGCGUUCAUUUAUUUCGUCCCACUCGUGGGAAGCCUGUGGCGCUGGGAGAUUCUUUCAACUUCUCUCCGCCUCCGUGUCCGUCUGGAUCCGAGUUGGAGCUUCAACACAUCCUCCUGAAGGACACCGCUGUCCUCGUUUCCAGCCGUGACGGUACCGGGUCCUGGAGGACAUCAGCUUCUUACGCGGAGCGUCUGGAACCGUCAGACUCGGCUCUCGUCUUAACGAACAUAAACUACAACGACGGCGGAUUGUAUGAGUUCACCUGCGUUGGCGGCGAGGAUGUUAGGAUCCAGCUGGACGUGGUGGUUCCGAUACAGUUUAGCGUGUUUGAGAACGAGACGGUUCUCCUGCCGUGUCACGCCGUUACCGCGGGAGGAGACGUCAAAUCAGUGAGAUGGGAGAGGAAAGAAAAGUCUAAAAAUGUGGCCAGAAUGAAUGUAGCCUCCAACAAAAUCAUUUUGACAGACGAAUUUAAAUCGCGUGUGUCGGUACCAACGGACUGGUUCUCUAAGGGAGACUUCACACUAACUCUGGGUCCGGUUCGGCUCCAAGACCGAGGAGACUGGACCUGCUCGAUCCAGGAUAAAUACGGGACGUCCCGCAUAUUCCCUGUUGUUGCGAGGCUGACGGUCCAGAAGACCCGGAAUGAGACCAGCACCGAGCAAUCUGGACCCCUCCACGUAAAUGAAGGAAUGAGCCAAGAGAACGGAGGCCAAACAACGUGCGUUGCCAUCGCCGUCGUUGUGGCACUCGUGCUUUGUGCAGUGGCCUUUGGGAUCGGAUGGUGGAUGAGGUCCCGCAGAUUUCCUCCUCUUCCUCCUCCUCCUCCUCCUCCUCCUCCUCGAGCCCAGCGUGAAGGAGCUCAGGAGGAUGCGGCGGUGCCUCUUGUCAGUCAGAACGAACCUCAUGCGCAACCUAAUGGUCUGGAACCAAAUGGACACAGAUGAUGGCGUCGAUGAGGCCCGUCAGCUUUACACACAUCAGGAUGAUCAAAGAGCAUCUCUGUUCCAGCUUCAUGAUCUCUGGUGACCACACAGAUGUCCAUUACAUCCUUUCUUCUAUUGUGUAUAUAAAUUAAUGGUUACUGAUUAUUUUGUAAAUGUGACUAUCAAUAUAUGAAUAAUAUACAUGUGGCUGCCCACUGCUCCCCCAUGGGUUACAUGUAGAGAACAACCCUCCUUAGGAAGCAGCUACAGCAGCUGUCAGGCCCUGAGCUGCUACAAUAGAUACUCUAAAGUAGCUACACACUAUGCACUAAUAGACACAGUGACAGAAAACUGACAACCAACGUAACCAACGAUUUGUUAGUUUGCUUUAGUUUAACCUUCAGUCAAAUGAACCAGUUCAUCCAUAGGUUUGUCCUCUACUCCUCUGCUUUUCCUGAAGAGACCGCUAUGGUUUACAGCCGUCCAGAGGGGCUCUGGUUCUCAUGCAGGGGUCAACCACCAUGGGGAGGCAGUUUAUUUAAAUGUUUUAUUUAAAUGGAGUAUUUUCUUGUGUAUAUUAGAAGUAUAAUAUUUAUGUAUUUAUAAUAUAUACACGUUUAUGUUGUGUAUAAUAUAUUUAUAUAUAUUAUAUAUUAUAAUAUUUUUUUAACAUGCAAAUUUUUAUUGUUAAAAAUACAGAUAUAUAUUUAUGCUACAUUUACAACAUCUCAAUCAAAUCAUUCUAGUGUAACUUUUAUUCAAUAAAUAAUUCUUUUAAAUAAAUUGGUACGUUUUUACUGAGCUGUUCGUUCUUUGUUUAGGUUUACUAAGUUCUGAAAACAUCUACCUCUGAAUUUGGGGAUUUCCAUGAGUCCAGAACAUUAACUAUAAAAUGUAUGAAUUGAUCAAAAUCAUACAAUGACAUUCUGCAGCAGUUCAGGGGAGGUUUUCCAAUGACACCAUGUGAAAGCAGACUACACAGGCUAAGCAGCAGCCUGAUGCUGUG